AUGUGUGAGCUGUGUAAAAUGCUUAUAGGAGGAACGAUUGGCAGGAAGGAGCCAAAGAAGGAACAGAAGCGGCACCAGCAGAAGCACAGCGGGCCCAAGGCGGAGAGGAAGAAGAGCAGGAAGCAGCUGGGAACUCCAGCCGGAGAUGACGAGCGCAAGAGGAACCCCAAAGCGUUUGCGGUCCAGUCAGCAGUGCGCAUGGCCAAAACCUUCCACAGAGCCCAGGACCUAAAGGCCAAGAAGCAUCACAUACCCCUGGUGGACCGCACCCCUUUAGAGCCUCCCCCGAUAGUGGUGGUGGUGGUAGGACCCCCCAAGGUGGGCAAGAGCACCCUCAUCCGCUGCCUGAUCAAAAACUUCACACGGCAGAAACUAGGGGACAUCUGCGGGCCUGUGACCAUCGUCUCUGGAAAGAAGAGGCGUCUUACCUUCAUCGAGUGUAGCAAUGACAUCAAUACAAUGAUUGACUUGGCAAAGGUUGCUGACCUGGUGCUGAUGCUCAUUGACGCCAGCUUCGGCUUUGAGAUGGAGACCUUUGAGUUCCUCAACAUCUGCCAGGUGCACGGCUUCCCGCGCAUCAUGGGCGUGCUCACCCACCUGGACUCGUUCCGCAAUAACAAGGCCCUUCGCAAGACCAAGAAGCGGCUCAAGCAUCGCUUCUGGACUGAGGUCUACCAGGGUGCCAAACUCUUCUACCUGUCCGGUAUGGUGUACGGAGAGUACCAGACCCAGGAGGUCAAGAACCUGGGCCGCUUCAUCUCCGUCAUGAAGUUCCGCCCGCUGGUGUGGCAGCAAUCGCAUCCCUACGUCGUGGCCGACCGCAUGGAAGAUUUGACGGACCCUGAGAUGGUGAGGGUGGACCCCAAAUGUGAUCGUACUGUAUCUCUCUAUGGCUACCUGAGGGGGACAUACUUGAAGAGUAAAGGCCAGGUCCAUAUCCCUGGUGUGGGGGACUUUGCGGUGGCAGACAUCAGCUUCCUGCCAGACCCCUGUGCUCUGCUGAACCGCAGAAGAAGAGCUCUUAACGAGAAGCUGACGUCAGGACCCCAGGAGAGCCGAGUCUGGGACCCUGAGACACAGAGAGAGAGGAGGAAGGCUGUCUUCACUGAAGAGGAAGAUGAUGAUGACGAUGAUGACAGCGAGGGUAGCAGUGACGAAGAGGGGGAUGAGGAAGGAGAGUCUGAAGAAGAGGAUGAGGAAGAUGAGGGGGGAAACAAAAGGGAAAAAGAAGAAACGGUUUUGAAGAACGAGGCAAAGGACAAAACUGAACCAAAAGAGAAGCAAGGAAUAAAGACCAUCCCUCCAGUGAAGAGACAGAAGAUGGAGGAAAGGAAAGCGGAGAAAGAGCCAGUGGUGGAGGUACCUGCCUUUGCAGACAGUGAGGAUGAGCUGGAAAUGAGUGAGGAGGAGGAAGGGGGGAAGGGAGAGCAGGAGAGUGAAGGAGAGGAAAGUGAUUCGGAGGGGGAAGAAGAUGAAGAAGACGGUGCAGUGGAAAAGGGGGAUCUCAAACCAAUAGACUCGGGUCAUUGCUCGGAGGAGGAGGAUGCGAGUGAUUCAAUAGAAGAUGACUGUGAAACCAUUGUCUCGGGCAAAGAAAGCAAGAAGUCAAAUGCCGCCACCAAAAUGGAAGAGGAAGAUGAGGAGAUGGAGGGAGGAGAGCUGUGCUAUGAAAGUGCAGGGGCACUGCGGUGGAAGGAGGGUCUGCAACAGAAAGCGUCGGAGGCGUUUCUACGGCAACAGCGCGCCGCCCCCAACCUGCGUAAACUGGUGUACGGCACAGUGGCAGAGGAUGAUGGUGAUGGGGAGGAGGAUGAGGAGCUGGGAGGGCUGUUUCGAGUCAGCCGCCCCGAGAAGGGCAAGAAGCAUCGUAUGGACGGUGUGGACUGCUCCCGUUUUGACCCCGAUGCCGCUCGCAAUUGGGACCUGGAAGAGAUGCUGGACUCGAUAAGGGACUGUUUUGUGACGGGGAAAUGGGAAGACGAUCAAGAUGCUGCUACAUUGCUGAAAGAGGAUGAGGAGCUGUAUGGCGACUUUGAGGACUUGGAGACGGGGGCAGUGCACAAGGGGAAAGCUGGCAAGCAGAAGGACCAAGCCAAGGAAGAAAGUGAUGAGGAGGAGGAGGAGGAGGAGGAGGAGAAGCUGAUGAAGGUGGACGACGAGACCCAGAAGAACAAGCGUCUGGAGAAGAAACGGCGGCUGAAGGAGCGUUUCGACACGGAGUAUGACGACGGAGACGCCACCUACUUUGACGACCUCAAGGAGGAGAUGCAAAAACAGGCAGAGCUGAACCGGGCUGAGUUUGAGGACGUGGAUGACGAGACACGGGUCCAGUACGAGGGCUUCCGGCCUGGCAUGUAUGUCCGUCUGGAGAUCCCCUCCCUGCCCUGCGAGUUUGUCACCAACUUUGAUCCCCACUAUCCCAUCAUCCUCGGGGCUCUAGGUGCCAGCGAGGGGAACGUAGGCUACCUGCAGAUGCGGUUAAAGAAACAUCGAUGGCACAACCGUAUCCUGAAAACGCGCGACCCCCUCAUCCUGUCCCUGGGCUGGCGUCGCUUCCAGACCAUCCCCCUGUACCACAUCGAGGACCACAACGGGCGCCACCGCCUGCUCAAGUACACACCGCAGCACAUGCACUGUGGUGCCACCAUCUGGGGUCCCAUCACACCUCAGGGCACUGGCUUCCUGGCUGUGCAGUCAGUCUCAGGAACUAAGACCAGUUUCCGCAUCGCAGCUACAGGAGUUGUCCUUGACCUGGACAAAUCUGUGACCAUAGUCAAAAAGCUCAAGCUGAUUGGCUACCCAUACAAGAUCUACAAGAACACAUCCUUCAUCAAGGGGAUGUUCAACACCGUGCUGGAGGUGGCGAAAUUCGAAGGGGCUUCCAUCCGAACUGUCAGUGGGGUCAGAGGUCAAAUUAAGAAGGCCCUGUCAACGCCGGUGGGAGCCUACAGAGCCACGUUCGAAGACAGGCUGCUGAUGAGUGACAUUGUGUUCCUGCGCUCCUGGUACCCGGUGUCAGUCCCUCAGCUCUACAACCCCGUGACCUCCCUGCUGAUGCCAGCGGGCCAGAAGGACAGUUGGUCGGGCAUGAGGACGGUGGGCCAGCUGAAACACGACCUGGGGGUCCGCAACAAGCCCAACACAGACUCACUGUACAAGCCGGUUGUGCGAGCGCAGCGCCACUUCAACAAGCUGCACAUCCCCAGGGAGCUGCAGAAGGCAUUGCCCUUCAAGAGCAAGCCCAAACAGGACCAGCCCAAGGGAAAGACGCCCAAGGACCUCCAGAGGCCCGCUGUCAUACGGGAGCCCCACGAGAGGAAGAUGGCGGCGCUGCUCAACGCGCUGAGCACGGUGCACAACUACAAGAGCAAGAAAGCGCACGUGGCGCAGCACGCUAAGCACAAGGACUUCCUGCGGCAGCGGGACAAGGCGGAGGAGGACAAGCUCAAGAGGCAGAAAGAGGCGAAGAAGAAGCUUUACCGUAUGAUGGGCCAGAAGGAGAAGAAGAGUCAGAGGUCCAGUCUGAAAGGGGCGCCGCAGGAUGACUGAUUUUUAAAUCAAUAUGACUCUAAAAGACCAGUGUAAUAACUUUUCGGCCUUCCAAUGGAAUGGAAUAAUCCUCUGUUUAAGCAUAAUCUGUUGGGCUGCAGUGGAGUAGGUUGAAAUUGCCCCUAGAUGCUGAUCUUGGGUCAGUUUAGCAUUUUCCCCGCUGAUGGUUAAAGUGAUACAUUGGGAUUUUAGCAAUUAAGCCUUUUGUCUACUUCCCUAGUCAAAGAAACUCAUUCAUGGAUACCAUUUUUAUGUCUCUGCAUCCAGUAUGAAGGAAGGAUUGGGGGAGGGGAAGCUGAUCCUAGAUCUGUACCUAGGGUAAUCUUCACCCAGAGCGUCUUCAGUACUGGGGUAGGAGUGUAAAUGCAAGGAUUGGAUGAACAUCCUUCUUCAGCUUCUGUAGCCUGGUUGUGUAAUGUGGUUUUUCAACGCCAGUUAUUGACACCUCAUUUCGAGUGGUUCCAUAGAGGAACCAGAAAGAACUGUAUAUUAGUCAUAUCUCUACCACUCGUCUAGCUUCAAUCGUGUGGUGUUUUAAUAAAAAAUACUACAAAAAUAGUAUGUUGUGAGUGCCUUAACUCUAAAAGAGCAUAAAAGUAAGUGUAAUUCUAUAAUAUAUUUUGAUCGAGUAGAAGUUUCAUAAUGGCUAGGUUGUUACAAAUGCACUGAUAAGUGGAAGCACAUGGCAUUUCAGCAACUUUGAAGUUGUGMCUGUCAGAGCGAACUCAUCAUGGAUAUAACCCGUUUUAGCAUGGACAUUGCCAUUGAGGACUACCACCAUUUUAAAGUAGUCAACUGGGUGGGAUUCCUGAGUUGGGGGCAAUCCGCCAAUGAAGAAAAAUKUACUACUUUAAAAUGGAGAUGGCCACAAUGGCGCUGCCCAUGCAGUCAGACGCUAUAGAGCCCCACAGCGGAGGUCUCAUAAUACCUUAGUGGUCAAACAGGGAAAUCCCAACAUUUCCACCAUGAAUUUUUCCCAUAAGGAAUUUUAGAAACACUUAAAAUAAGGGCUGUGUUUCGUGUAGGCUUAACCUGGUCGGACGUUUUGAUAUCAUGCAAGGUGAUUUAACAAUAUAUUCGGCUCUAUUUACUCUGAUUCUAAAAUGCUAUUUAGACAUCAUGCAAGACUACAAAUCCCUGCAAGAUCCUGCACGUCAUCUCUAGUUGACACCUUUGCUAACAGGUAUUGUGUCAAUUUAAAACUUGCACAAGACAGCUCACAGAAGUGUCAAUUGUAAAGACAUUUAUUCAUUACUAAAUUUAGCUAACAUUAGAUAGUUAAUCCAGUGUGGAAAGUUGCUAAUAUUAGAUAGUUAAUCCAGAGAUUCUUACCUUUGCCACUAUUCGGCAGUCUCGUUCAGAUCAGCGUGGCAUUUGUAGUUCUUUAUGAUGGCCACAUUAGCGUUUAAUUUCUAGGGGUUAAAUAUAGGCGAAUAUAUUGAUAAAAGCCACCUUGUCCUAGACUAGAGAGAUCUACAUGGUUAUCAAAAUGACACUCCAGGAUAAACCAACAUGAAACACGGCCCUUAUUAUUUUCUAAAACCCCUAUGGGGAAAAAUUAAUGGUCGAAAAGCGAUUGGAACCAUUUCCUUGUUUGACCGCUAGGUUUUAUGGGUAUGAAGACUCAACCUGUGGUACUUUAACGUUAGAUACAAAAAUGAGUCCUCUGUCUCUAUGGCCGGUUGUCACACAUCUGCCCUCUCAUUGGCUAGAAUGGUCCCACCUGAUCUCGCCUCCUCCCACCUGCCUUCCAUCUUUGAGAACAUGUAUUUUCAUUGUUAGUGGUCACUCGAAUAUAGAUUAACACAGGCUAAGGAGAUCUUACACGUUUUUGUUCUGAGAUAGUCAGUUAACAUGACCUUAAUGAAUGCCUUUUGUGCUUGUUGUGAUUACAUGACUGCUUCAAAGUUCAAAACGUGACGUUAUCGGAUGAACAUGAUCUCAUAGAAUAAAACGUGUAAAAUCUAA
Molecule: messenger RNA, 5517 nt
Organism: Salvelinus sp. IW2-2015
Lineage: Eukaryota; Metazoa; Chordata; Actinopteri; Salmoniformes; Salmonidae
Source: RefSeq, a predicted model, not a curated record